Messenger RNA from Zea mays, 1528 nucleotides. RefSeq lists its product as uncharacterized. The record is from RefSeq and is marked predicted. Bases 153 to 1349 code for a protein of 398 amino acids. The transcript has a single exon. Lineage: Eukaryota; Viridiplantae; Streptophyta; Magnoliopsida; Poales; Poaceae.
CGCCUUGCAUCUUGCAACGGCUCUCCCACGGCUCUUCUUCGAGAACAAAAAGGGGUCCCGGGCUCCGGGGACUGCAAGCCUUUCGUUCCUCGGAGUUCUUGGCGUCUUCUUUUCGGCCUCCCGCGAACCGCCAUCCACCAAACCUAGCACCAAUGCAAGUCCCCAACUCCCAAUCCCACAGUGCAUCCAUGCCUCCCAUGUUUGUGGCUAGGGGGUGGGCGAACCUCACCAUCAACGUGGUGAUCGAGAUGGUGAACCGCCUCCCGUGCGCAAUGGACCGCGCACGGAUGACCGCCGUCUGCCAGGCGUGGCUCGCGGCGAUCGCGCAUGCCCAGCCUUUGCCGUUUCAGCUCCCGUCGCUCCUCCUCCCGCCCGCGGACGUGACUGACGUCUACUGCUACCUCAGCGGCGGCUGCCGCGACCACAGCAUGUUGCCCGGGCCCCGCCACUUCGGCUCGUACGACGGCGGCUGGAUCUUCUUCGCCUACGGCCAGACUAGCGUGCACCGGAUGAUCAACAUCCGCACCAGAGAGAGACGCGCGCUACCCGACAUGAUCGAGGGUCUCGCCGCACACGGAACCCCCAGCAUGGUCAUCCUCGCCGCCACCCUCUCGUUCCCGCCUGAUCACCCGAAAUGCGUCGCUGCGGGCAUCGUCACCUACAAGCCGCACCUCCUCGAGGCGCCGCGCCGACGCCACUUCGCGUUCUGGUGCCUAGGGAGUAAGGUGGCCACGUGCGACGUGGCCGUGCCUGCGCCAGUUGGGCCGGCUUGGCAACAGGAGGACGUCGUGUACUACCGUGACUCCUUCCAUUUCCUCACCCGAGGUGGGCAUAUCAUCGUGUGCACACCGAUCGUUCGUGAUGGGGUUCUCCUGAGAGUGCUGUCGGAGUUAAUGCGCUUCGAGCAAGGGGGGUACAAUAACCAGCAGUUCGUUCGCGCUCGCUACCUCGUGUCAUCCCGCGGGGAACUGCUGAUGGUCGUCAGGCUCGCUGCCCACCAUCGCGCGCUGACGUCGUCGUUCAAGGUAUUCCGGAUGACCGUAAUCACUAGGGCUAGGACCUGGAUCGAGGAGGUUGCAUUGUGUGGCCGAAUGCUGUUCGUGGGGCGAGGAUGCUCCAGGUCCUACGAGGUGAGUCAGUACCCAGGGUUCAAGGACGGCAUCUUCUUCUUGGAUGAUCGGAGCUUCUACGACGUCGAGAUGAUGUUCGGCAGAAUCAAUGAGAGGCUGUACCCCUGCAGCGACAACGGCAGGUGGUCGCCGGCGGAAGGGCUGUCUCGCCAUGUCGACCUCUUCUUCCCGGAGCGAGUUCCUUCUUUGAACUCUCCUCCGGCUUGGCUUCUGCCUUGAGACGGCAAGUUUGUAGCUACGAAAUAUAUCUGUUAUGUUUGACUGUGAUAAAUGAUGUGUGUUCCUCUUGCGGUAAUUGCUGGUUCUGUUAACAGUGAAACGAUAGCUGAAACUGUAGCGUUCCAGCUGUUCUGUACUUUGUGCUACUCUUAUUGGUUUACGUACAUAUAUGUGCAGAA